Erythranthe guttata (spotted monkey flower) is the source of this 1463-nucleotide messenger RNA. Its product is annotated as putative serine/threonine-protein kinase WNK11. Gene Ontology annotation, biological process: protein phosphorylation. Lineage: Eukaryota; Viridiplantae; Streptophyta; Magnoliopsida; Lamiales; Phrymaceae. The record is from RefSeq and is a predicted model, not a curated record. Gene Ontology annotation, molecular function: protein kinase activity; ATP binding.
GUAUUACAAAUGUAUCCCUAGUCAAAAUAGGAUGACGUCACCGGACCAUAGUCAAAGGGCAAAAAGAGUAAAAUACGAAAACAAAACCUCACUAUAAAUACGUCUUUGUGCCCCUUUUGUCAUUUCUUCCCCCAAAACCUUCCGCUUCGUCUCAGCUCCACUACAUACAAAAAGCGCAGUCUUUUCUCUUCGUGCGUCGGCGGCGAUCAUCGGUCGGUGCCGGAGGCGUCGAUUGUACGGUGAAAUCUCAAAUCUCAUGCCCACUAUGGGCUCAGAAGUGGGGAAUUUUGAUAUGGAACCGUUUAUCGAAGUCGAUCCAACGGGUAGAUACGGGCGUUACAGCGAGCUUUUAGGGUCGGGUGCUGUGAAGAAAGUGUACAGAGCAUUUGAUCAGGAAGAAGGCAUUGAGGUGGCAUGGAAUCAAGUGAAGCUACGGAAUUUUUCUGACGAUGAAGCUAUGAUAAACCGUUUGUAUAGCGAAGUUCGUUUGCUCGGGAGUUUACAGAACAAGAAUAUUAUUGCAUUGUACUCUGUUUGGCGAGACGAGAAUAAAGACACUCUGAAUUUCAUUACGGAGGUUUGUACUUCUGGGAAUCUGAGGGAGUAUAGGAAGAAGCAUAAGCAGGUUUCGGUGAAGGCUCUUAAGAAGUGGUCGAAGCAGAUUCUCAGGGGGUUGGACUAUUUGCACACUCGUGAACCUUGUGUGAUUCAUCGGGAUCUCAAUUCGAGCAAUGUCUUUGUUAAUGGUAACACUGGACAGGUGAAAAUCGGCGAUUUGGGCUUGGCAGCCACGGUUGGGAAAAAUCACUCAGCACAUUCACUUCUCGGCACACCAGAAUUUAUGGCACCUGAGCUGUACGAAGAGAACUACACAGAGCUGAUAGAUAUAUAUUCGUUCGGAAUGUGCCUUCUCGAAAUGGUGACUCUCGAGUUACCCUACACUGAAUGCGACAACGUUGUCAAGAUAUACAAAAAAGUGACAACUGGAAUCAGGCCUCUAGCCAUGAACAAGGUUAAGGACCUUGAAGUGAAGUCGUUUAUCGAGAAAUGUCUUGCUCAGCCUAGGGUUAGACCAUCGGCCGCUGAUCUUCUUAAGGACCCUUUCUUCGACACAAUUCUUGAUGAUGAAGAUGGUGACGGAUGCUGAUUAUGACGAAAAAUGCUGAAAAACGAGACUUUAUUGACUUGUAAGUGUAAUUUUUGGCUCCAAGUGUUAGUCCUUUUUCAGUUUCGUUUAUCACCUUUAUUUUCCUGCCGACUGCAAUGCGUUUUUUUUUUUUUUUUUUUUUUGAGUUUUGAUAAAGUGCUCCAAACAUAAGUGAUGUUUUGGGGGCAAAGUUUUUGUUUGGUUUCUGUAAAUAGAGUUUGAAUUUUGCUUGAGGAACUCAUCGUUUGAUGAAAGAUUGAUUCGAAGUUGUUGAUAAAUCAGCCACGUGUUUGUUUUGGCUGCCACUUUUUUUCUU